CCAGGCACAUCCAAUUAAACUUGAUGAAAAUCAUCAAAGCCAUGGGAGGCUUGAAUCUGCUAACCUGCACCCUCUGCUGCUUCCUCUCUCUCUCCAUGAUUUCCCUCUUCCCUUCCUUCGCAACUCCUGCUCUUCUCUUCCAGGGUUUUAAUUGGGCAUCAAGUGACAAAGGAGGAUGGUACAAUUCACUGAAGAAUCACAUUCCUGACCUCGCCAACGCUGGUAUCACCCAUGUUUGGCUUCCUCCUCCCUCUCAUUCUGCCGCCCCUCAAGGGUACUUGCCCGGAAGGCUGUAUGAUCUAGAUGCAUCAAAAUAUGGAACCAAGGAUGAGCUGAAGUCAUUAAUCGCCGCCCUGAACCAGAGAGGAAUCAAAGCCCUAGGCGACAUGGUCCUCAACCACCGCAGCGCCGAGCGUAAAGAUGCCAGCGGAAUCCUCUGCCUCUUCGAAGGCGGCACUCCCGACGGCCGCCUCGACUGGGGCCCACACUUCAUAUGCAGCGACGACACUGAGUUCUCCGACGGCACCGGCAACCCCGACACCGGCGAGCCCUGGGGCGGCGUCCCCGACAUCGACCAUGUCAACCCCCAGGUCCAAAAAGACCUCUCCGACUGGAUGAACUGGCUCAAAACCGACGUCGGCUUCGUCGGCUGGCGCUUCGAUUUCGUUAAGGGCUACGCGCCGCGGUUCGUUGGCGCGUACGUGCAGAACACGUCGCCGGAUUUCGCCGUCGCCGAGAAGUGGGACAUGAACCUGACCAAGGGUGCCGACGGGAAGCUCGCCGCCGACCAGAGCGCGCACCGGAGCGCGAUCGCGAGUUGGAUUGAGGCAGCUGGUGGCCGCGUCACGGCGUUUGAUUUCACGACGAAAGAGAUUCUAAACGUUGCGGUGCAAGGGGAGUUGUCGAGGCUGAAGGACGCGAACGGGAAGCCGCCGGGGCUGAUCGGAAUAACGCCAGAAAAGGCUGUGACUUUCAUUGACAAUCACGACACUUGGUCUCAGAGACUAUCGCCAUUCCCGUCCGACAAGGUCAUGCUCGGCUACGUUUACAUUCUCACCCAUCCAGGGACCCCAUGCAUUUUCUAUGAUCAUCUGAUAGAGUGGGGAUUGAAGGAGCCAAUAACUGCGGUUGCUACGAUUAGGUCGAAGCAUGGGAUUAGUGCUACGAGCAGCGUAAAGAUUUUGGCAGCAGAAGCAGAUUUGUACAUGGCCGCCAUUGAUGACAAAGUCAUUAUGAAGAUUGGACCCAAACAGGACCUUGGCAAUCUCCUUCCUGCAAAUUACAAGGUUGCAACCUCGGGGCAAGACUAUGCUGUGUGGGAGAAGACAAGCUGAAAAUUCAAAUAUAUAUAAUUUGUGGUUUAUAUUUUUAUACCAAUAAUAAUGUUAAUCUAAUUAAGGAGCUCAAAGAUAUGUGCUUUUCAAAAUAAUGAUGUAUGGAUCCAGCUAGUACUCCAUUGUUGGACUCCCGAAAAUAUGUAUCUUCAUCCAGAGCUGCAUUGCCAAUAUGCAUAGACAUAAAAAAAAAGUGAGUUGAAUUC
Molecule: messenger RNA, 1540 nt
Organism: Malania oleifera
Lineage: Eukaryota; Viridiplantae; Streptophyta; Magnoliopsida; Santalales; Ximeniaceae
Product: alpha-amylase-like
Exons: 4
Coding region: 24-1334 (436 amino acids)
Biological process (GO): carbohydrate metabolic process
Molecular function (GO): alpha-amylase activity; calcium ion binding
Source: RefSeq, a predicted model, not a curated record